AUGGAAAAGGCAAGGCAACAAUUGGAAGAAUUUCGACGAAGACAGCUGGAAGAGAAAGCGACGAGUUCGACGGAGAGGAUAAUCGACAAGCUCCCACCAGUACAACCCCGACAAAAUCUUUUCUCAAAACUCUUCUCCAUUGAUGUCCUCAACAUUUUACCGUUUAGAGUGUGGAGAUCCUCUUAUGAUCGAAAUCCUUCGCUAAUCGCAAUUUGUUUGGGACUUGGGCAAAGGAAAGAUGGAGAGAUCUCCGCCUAUUCGGUGUUCAAUGAGAAUUGCGAGCGUUUGCUCGGACAAAUGACCGCUGAACAUUUUGAGAGAGAUGUACUCCAGAAGAGAAGACCUCAA
Molecule: messenger RNA, 348 nt
Organism: Mesorhabditis belari
Lineage: Eukaryota; Metazoa; Nematoda; Chromadorea; Rhabditida; Rhabditidae
Source: the annotation of a GenBank genome assembly